This is a messenger RNA of Actinia tenebrosa (Australian red waratah sea anemone), 7235 nucleotides long. RefSeq lists its product as uncharacterized. Gene Ontology annotation, cellular component: nucleus. The record is from RefSeq and is a predicted model, not a curated record. Gene Ontology annotation, biological process: double-strand break repair via homologous recombination; regulation of DNA-templated transcription. NCBI's taxonomy places the organism in Eukaryota, Metazoa, Cnidaria, Anthozoa, Actiniaria, Actiniidae.
UGGCGCGAAAUCUCAAAUCCAAGAUGGCGGGUUAUGCGGAGUGAAAGAGUGAACAAGAUGUCGAGAUGGAUUAGGCCAAAAUACAACGAACAAUGUAAAGAAAACGCUCACUUCAUCAAGAAAUCCGUCUCGAUAGACAGUAGGAAGGCACCAGAGGGAUUUUGGUUGGAAAUUUUGAGGGAAAAAUGCCCAGAAGGACUUGGGAAAACUAGUGAAAAUUUGAAAAACAACAAAGAUCUAGUGGCUAAGGAUUUCCUGGAUGAUGAAGAUGCCUUCCUUGUCAAAGGAGCUGCAGUGAAAUACCCUGAAUGUGAUGAACAAAACAAUUUAUUUGCUAGAACUCCAAGACGAUUAUCAGUGGUAAAUGAGGAAGUAAAACAAAAUGCCUUUCCCUUCACUGCUGAGGAACAAGAAGAUAACAUUGGGUCAUUACGACAUGGUUUCAAGACUCCUGUACUACCAAAACACAAUACAUCCUUGUCCAGUAUUACUGCUACACCCUGUCUUUUUAGCCCUGAAUUGAUAAGUCAAUCCACACAAGAUGUUACACCUAAAAAUCAGGUGUUGAAUACAACUCCUUGUAGAAGUGAAACUAUCUCAAGAUUACUGGAGUCGCAACCUUCAUCAUCUCCAGCUCAGUCACAGUUUUCUUGUGUGCACAAUAGCCAAGAGAAUGUUUAUGAAAAGAGCCCAGAUAUUCUUGCUCUGAUGAUUGCAGAUAAUAGACCAAGAAGUAGUCUAGCAUUGCUUUCAGCAGCAAGUUCUGAUGAUGAAAUUGAUGGCUGGUCUGAUUCCAUGGCAACACCACCAGUACAGUGGAGUCCAUCACAAGAAGUACCUAAAGAGGAAGUCGGAGAGCAGAAAAAGUCUAAUGAUAAGCAUGUUGCCAGGACACUUUUUGAAGGAAAUAUUCAAGAUAUAUCAUCAGAAAUGUCUGGUUUUUCUGUCCUAGAGUCUAGUAGUGAGCAAAAUGACACACUAUCUAAAACACUUUUGAAUGAAGAUAAAGAAACCUUUAGUAAACCUGAUGAUGUUGUUGAAUUGGGAAGAAUAUUUCACCAGGAAACAUCUUUAAAAGAUGGCUCUUUGCUAAAGAUGAUUGAUGCAAUUGAGGAUAGUUCUCUACAUUUGUCGCAAAUGGAUGACCUUGCUUCAUCUGAUGUCUUACGAACAGAAAGAAUAGGAUUCUCUAGAGAGAGAAAAAAUUGCUCAUGUAAAGAGAAAAAAUGUACCUGUUUUAUAGAUGGAAAUGAAAUACCAGUUUUGGAAAAUAAGUUUGAAGAAGAUGUAGAAUGCCAGAGUGGCAAUUCUCAGCCCUUCUCCUCAUUAUUAUCUCCACCCACGUCAUCAACUAUGCUGCCACCUCCUGAUAAUACUACUAGCCCUAUUGCAUAUUCACAAGAGGUGCAAAAGUUAUUGGAUUUGGUACAGUCUACUCCUAAAAUACCUGGGAAUAUGGUUGAAACAAAGAUGUCUAAAAUAAGAACAGAAAAAUGUGACAAAAAUAGUAGUAAAAAUAAUAUAAUAGGUGAUACACAAACAUUUUCAUUAAGUGGAACAAGUGAUUUACUUGGUAAUGAGGAUUCUAGAUCAUCAACUYGUGAAAAUGACAGUAAGGCUACAAAAUCUUCAUUUGUUUUGGAGCAUGAUUCCAUGUCUUUUGAUGUACUCAAUGACAUAACUUGUGCAUUAGAUAUAUCUUCAACAUCAGCAUCAUCAUUACCUCUUAGGGAGGCAAUGGCUCUAGAUGUGAACUUAAAGCCUCAUUGUGGUAGUGACCCUAAUGAUUCCAUGUCAUUUCAAGUACUCAAAACUCCAGUGCUUUAUGUACCUUCAUCAGCUGCAGAAUCAUUUCCUGAAGAGAAUAAUGCUCAAGUUGGGGUCACAGAGUCUCAUAGGGAUUGUGAGGAUAAUAGUUUAAUGCCGUUUGACAUACCUUUAACUCCAAAGUUGCCAUCAUCAUCACUUCCUACUAAGGUUGAUACCUCCAAGCCUCAUUGUGGUGAUGAGGUUCAUGAUGUUUCAUUUGGAUCAAUUUCAACUUCAUUGGAGGAAGCCAUGGUGGAAGAGACAGAGAAGGUUUUGAUCAAAACAACAGAGUCUGCACCAGACAAGAAAACAGCAGAUCGAUUGUCAAACACAGAUGAGCACAGUAAUGCCACAAAGCUUAAAACAAUGAAUUCUGGAAAACGAAAACAAUUUAAUGCGGAGACAAACAAAUCAGAAGGGAACGAGAAAUCAGCUCAUAUACUCUUGGGAGUCAGAAGAUCCUCAAGAUUAAAGCGGUUUUCUUAUCCAGUAUCGAGGAAACCUCUUGUGUCCAGAAACUCUAUGGAAUUGAAAGUGAAAAGGAUUGAAGUGGAUGCAACAAGCUGUGAUUUUUCCAAGAAUACAUUAAAAAAGGAAAACUUGGAUGUUGGAGAAGUGAAAAUGGAAAAAAUGUAUGAAAGAGAGAAGGAGAUCGGGAACAUUGAACAAGUGGGAAAAAGCAGAGAAUCUCAGAAAUGUGGAGAAGAAACUUCUCACUCCAAUACCUUUUAUGCCAAGCAAGAGGACAUUAAUCAAACUGACAAGGAAACUGAAAGAAAGGGAUGGUUGGAAAAGAAAAUCAAGGCCCAGAAAAAAGUUCAUUUAAGUAUCUAUGGAGCUGGAUUAGAUCAAAUAUCCUGCAUUAAAAAUAAACCAACAUCUAUAGCAUCUAACAUAAAGUCAAGGGAUACAAUUAAUCUCAAAAAUGCUACACCAGAAAAUCAAGAGUCGAUUCAGAAGGAUAUAUCUACAAGAAGUGAAGAUUAUAUCAGUGAAGACAUGACAGAUAACACUCUGAUAUCAAUUCAAGAGGACUUUGAUACCCCCAAAAAAGCGACAUGCACUGAAGUGCUUUAUGAUAUGGAUGCAUUAAGUCAGUUCCCAGUUGAGCUUUUAUCACCUGUGCAACUAGAUCCAGUACCUCAAACAAGUUGCAAGGACUUGGGUCAAAGAGAAUGCAAUACUAAACCAUCAAUAAUGUCCGGGUUCAAGACAGCUGGUGGAAAAGAUGUGACCAUCUCUGAAGAAGCUAUUAAGAAGGCUAAAGCAAUGUUUGAAAUGGAAAACAGAGAAGCUGAUGGAAAUAGCAAGCCAUCUAUGACAGGGUUCAAGACAGCUGGUGGGAAAGAUGUGAGCAUCUCUGAAGAAGCUAUGAAGAAGGCAAAAGCAAUGUUUGAAAUAGAAAGCACAGAAACUGAGAAAAACAAAAACAACAGUGUGAAAUGUGAACUUGAUUUCAAUGCAGGAAAAGUUGAAGUAAACGUACCUAGUUGUACACGUCAAGAAGUAGUACUUACAGGCGCUAAUAGAGUAUCUUCGAAUAAAACAAAAGAAAGCCAGUCCGACCAAGAGGUUCCAUUGUUCAAGGUUUUAACACCAUCUAAAAGAUCAACCGACUCAGUUACCUUGUUCGAGAAGACUUGCCCAAGUCCUAUUUCUGUUCAUAGUACUUCCAUUGUUCACAGCACUCCAAUACAAGAUGUCGAUGAGAACCUUUCUAGGGAAAUACUGGAGAGUUCUGCGGCAUUGAUUGCAGAUGAGUCCUUUACGAACUUUUCUGAAUGUGGUGGAAUUCAAGAUGAAAGAUUUCUCGUACCUAACGGUUCUACCAAGAAUGGGAAAACUGGAAAUCCAGAGAUGUGUCAAUCAGAACCACGACUUUCAAAAAGAGAAGCUUUAUUAGCAAAUGCAAGAAGACGCUCAGCACCGUUUUUAAGUAACGAGGACAGAACCAAUCCAUCAUUACAGACGAGAUCAAAUAUCAUGCCCUUGAGGUCCUCUCCUUCUGCGGUUUUGCAUGAUCGUCGAUCCAAAAUGUUUUCGCCACCUCUCAAACCGCUAAUCGUUAGUCCCAACAUGUCCACACCUAUGCCUAGCUUUCCCCCUGCAAGAAAAGAAGCCAAGCGACUAUUCGUGAAGCAAGGAAACUCACUAAAUCCAUCAGUGACAUCUCCUACUCAACCCUCCCCCCUGACUGCCGAAGGUCGUCCAUCUGUCAAUCAAAGAACUCCAACCACUGCACACACAGGUAUCCCAAAGCGACAAUUUACAACACCAUAUAGGUCAACCUCACCUCUCAGUAAACCGACGCCUUCAACUCAUAAGGAGGAAGGAAAUGGUUCUCCGGAGAGAAAGAGAGCUAGAAUUCUUGGUCCAGGGGAUAAUAAGAGGUCUGCUGCCAAGCCAGAAAACCUUGGCCGUGAGAGUGUGAAACCUAAAAUGGGAUACCUGUUCAAAUUACGCCAAAACUCAACAAGAAUAAAUAUGAAGAAAUAUGUGGAUGGCGCAUUACCUAGACGGUAUACUGAACAGGAGCUUCGUGACUUGUACGUCAUGGAUGACGCAAUGGCAGUAACGUCUCAUAACGCGGAAUCCUAUCGGUUUGUUGCGUUGAGGUUCUUCAGUAAUGAGACAUGCGCAUCAAACCAGGGCGUACGAACAGAAGAUGGAGGGCUGCUCUACAUAGGUGAAGAUGGACGGAUGGGAGUGGAGGAAAUCGAAAAAGGAUUAUUGACGACACCUGGUGUAGAUGUCACACUAAUCCCACACGGAUGGAUAGCCAAUCAUUAUAGAUGGAUAGUAUGGAAACUUGCUGCUAUGGAGACAGCCUUCCCACGUCACUUCGCUGGAAGAUGUCUGACUCCAGACUCGGUUCUUUGUCAACUCAAAUAUCGAUAUGACAGAGAGAUUGAUCGCUCACACAGAUCUGCAUUGAAGAAGAUAUUAGAACGUGAUGACCUGUCUUCUCGUACCAUAGUCUUAUGUGUGUCUAGCGUGACACUCACAAAACGUGACACAGAUGACGGGAAUGAAGAAAAAACCAGUAGACGUUCUAGUAGUGUAGGUGCUCAUGAGGCAUCUACUGUGAUCGAGCUCACAGACGGCUGGUACAGCGUCAAUGCUGUUCUAGAUGCGCCUCUAACAAAUCUGUUGUCAAAAGGCAAAAUAUUCGAGGGCCUGAAGUUAUGUAUCAAUGGAGCUGAACUAAUUGGGUCUGAUCAAGCGGUUUCUCCAUUAGAGGCUCCAUCGUCGCUAAUGUUACGUAUAUCUGCAAAUUCAACUCGCCGUGCACGUUGGAAUACCCGUCUCGGUUUCCAUAGCUACUCCCAUGCUUUUCCUUUACCCUUGUGUUCUCUCUACCCCGAUGGAGGUGUGGUUGGUUGCGUGGAUGUUGUCGUGUUGAGGCAAUACCCAGUAGAGUACAUGGAAAAGCUACCAAAUGGUACAACAGUAUUCAGAAAUUCCCGCGCAGAGGAACGAGAAGCCAAGAGGUUUGGGCGUGAUCUGGAUCGUGCGCGGGAAGAUGUAUUUACCAAAGUCCAGCGAGAGUUUGAAGAAGUAGCCAACAAAUCAGAUGCACGUUCGUCCAAGAAAGCGCGCUCAUUUUCGCCCAAGGACAUCUCAAAGCUGCGCAACGCCAAAGAACUUUAUGAUGCUUAUACGUCCGCUUCUGACCCAAGUUUUUUCGAGGAAUGCCUUGAUAAUAAUCAGAAAGCAUCUCUUGAGGACUACAGAAGGACAUCACUAGACAGCAAACGAGCCGAGCUGGAAAACAUGUUUCAAAGAGCCUGGGACGAGAAUGAUCAGAAUUUAUCUAAAAGAACAGUUGUUCCCUUGCUAAAAGUACGUCUUAUAAAUUAUUCAAAGUGUAACGAGGAUAAGACAGAGGCUAUCCUCAGCAURUGGCGGCCAAACGAGGACGUGGUUCAACUUCUGGCCGAAGGAUCGCGCCUGAGGAUAUAUCACCUGAUGGCAUCAGGAUCAAGGUACCGCCAGGGAUUACCAUCCUUACAGUUUUCAAGUACCCGGAGCACCCGCUAUAAGACCAUGAGCAUUGACCACGACAUUACAGACGAUCUCUACUCUGAACGAAAGACAACCUCGCUUGAUGAGCUCCAAACGAAUCCACCAGCCUUGUACUCUGAAGUAGAUUUAGUUGGAGUUAUAGUAUCUGUCACUUCACACAACAGCUCUUCGUUACAGACGGUGUAUAUCUCAGACGAGGAUCAUUACCUUGUGUCUAUCAAGUUCUGGGGAGGCCUCAAGACAUAUGCACUAGAUGACCUCGUCAAACCAAGAAAUCUUGUAGCCUGCAGUAACCUUGUUGUAAGAUCUACUGAACAUGUCAGCUGUCCUACCUUAGCCUUCAAUGAGCUAUCAACACUGACGCUCAAACCAAGAGAAUUAUAUCUACGAACAGCAUUAGACCACUUGAACGAUAAUAUACAGGACAUGGAUAUGUUUAUGGAUAUCGCACAAGGGUCACUGGACAAGAUACGUCGACCAGAUAAUACUCAUAAUAUGAAUUGUUCUCGUGUUUCUGACAGAAGUUCACCUUUGGAAGACAAGACAAUCAAGGGUUCGAGGACAGAAAAAGAGAACACUAGCAACUUCCAAGGUACAUCACCUAAACAAUGUGACUCUGCACCAGGUCGCGCACAGAACUUACGAGAAAAGGACCUGGUACCGACACCUGUUUCAAGGCCAUUAUCGGGUCAAUGCAAGCGAAAGCUGUUGGAAAGCAUGCCUGAGCCACCUGCCGCGCCUUCGAUAAAUGUCAGUGUGUCUGACAGUGUAAGGAGAGAUUUUAAAAGGCCUAGGAGGCUUACCACAGGGAUUCCACAAUGAAAAUAGACAGCACCACAGGAUGCUCAUUAUGAAAAUAUCUCACUGAGGAAUUAUAAAUAGAUACCAUGGACCAAAGUGGCAUAUUGAGCGAUAAUGAGCAAGAUAUUAUUACCACAGUUUGACAACACGAGUUUGGACUGUGAGACCACAGGGAGUACAUAGAAGGAUAAAAUAAGAAAAAUACUUGAUGAACCUCGAUGACUGCUACGUGCUUUCAUAUAUUUAUAUAUCAAAAGUGACCGGCUCUUGAGGCUCGCUAAGGGGAGCCUUCUCAUAUCUUGCAUAUUAUCACUUUCAUAGAUAGAUAGCGUAUCUUUCUUACAUUUGGUAUCCAAAAUGCGGGGGAAAUUAGCGAAAGUAGAAAUACGACGGUUAGGAAAAAAGGAACUCGGUAAUGAUGUGCUGAAAGCCUUCUGAACCAUUAGAAAAAACGAUGGUACUUUCAUUUCUAAAUGUGUCGGAAGCGGAAAUAUGAAAAAUAAAAACACCGUUUCUUCUCACGACGGCUUGAAAUGCCGGAGUUUUUAUUCAGUUACAGUUUGUAAAGUUAAGUUCUAUUUCAAAAAAUGUCAAAAAAA